This is a messenger RNA of Zymoseptoria tritici IPO323, 870 nucleotides long. RefSeq lists its product as uncharacterized. The coding region runs from base 190 to 792 and encodes 200 amino acids. The transcript is spliced from 3 exons. The record is from RefSeq and is a predicted model, not a curated record. Gene Ontology annotation, cellular component: extracellular region. NCBI's taxonomy places the organism in Eukaryota, Fungi, Ascomycota, Dothideomycetes, Mycosphaerellales, Mycosphaerellaceae.
AAUCAGCAAGUCAUCCUUUGUUCUAAACAUACCCCACACAUCCUUUGACUCCCUAUCACCGCACAAUACAUCUCGACCGGAGUGACAAAUUGCGUCUGGACGACAAAGUACUUGAACUGCGGGAAAGAUCCUCGAUUCAUUGAGAGCACAAUCCACCAAUUUUCAUCACCACAAGAACUCGAAAACAACAUGUUCUUCUCUACCUUUGCCACGCUUGCUCUCGCAACAGUCGCAUCCUGCAUGCCAACCGCCGAGUUGGAGGAGCGCGCUCCAGUGGGCUACUCAUACAAGGACGCUGUCCUUUACCACCACAAUCUCCACCGCGCCAACCACUCCUCUCCGGCCUUGGUCUGGGACACCAACCUUGAGACAAUCGCGAGGGACACCGCAAAGACUUGCCAGUACAAGCACAACACUACCGCAGGCGGUGGUGGCUAUGGCCAGAACAUCGCUGCUGGGAUUCCAUACACAAACAUCGGCUAUGUGAUCAGCGACCUCUUCUACAACAGCGAAGUCAACAACUACAACCAAUACGGACAGCAGAAGACGGACUUCUCCAACUUCGGCAGCUGGGGUCACUUCUCUCAGAUCGUCUGGAAGAGCACAGGCAGAAUCGGCUGUGCCACUAUCGGCUGCCCCAACGGAUUGGCGAACGUGGGCAGCAAUGUUCCCCCGUGGUUCACCGUCUGCAACUACGCCGGCCCGGGAAACUAUGCGAAUGACGGCCAGUUCGCUGUCAACGUCCUGAAGCCGAAGGGCAAUCCUACCAUCCACGCAAACGCGGGACAGUAGAAGGACGCUUUUACGCCGACACGGUCGCUUCCAUUCUUGUACAUACCAAAUUGAAAUGUCAUUACGUUUUUAUGAUCA